UGGGCGCUGCCGGAAAUGUGCCUUCUCUGAUUGAUUUUAAGGUGGUUUUUGGGUCCUUUUUGGUUCCAUCCAGUGAGAAACUUGCGCCGUUUUCUUGAGAGAGUUGGGUCUUGUUGGGGGAGUGGUUUUGUGUUUUCCUGAAGAAACUUGAGUUCUUUUUGUUCUUGGAGCUGGGAGGUCUAGGUCUCAAGGGCACAGCGCGUUUUCAUUGUGUUUUAUCCCCUAACUUUAGUUUCAUCCUUCUUUUAUGUGAGAAUUCUCGCUGUAGUUUUAGUCUUACUUGAGCCUAUUCUUUUUGUUAAUUCAUUUUACCUUCUUUUUGUCUCUUUUUUGAGGUAGUGAGGUGUGAAAGAAACUGAUGUUGGGUUCUUUGUUUCUUGAAAUCUUUGGAUCGAUUUGUUCUCUGAAGGAAUCCGAGUGAAAGUUACUCUCUUCAGUCCAUCUUUUCCUUGAAUUUGCUCAAAGGGGGGCCUUGUUAUGUUAUUUUCUAAAUUAAAGAUACCUUAAUUUAAUUUUGUUUUCCUUAUUAUUAUAUUUGGUAUUGGUAACUCUUUUUGAUUGAGAGAGUGGUUAGCUGUUCUUGGAAGGAAAAUCCUGCACCCUCCAGCAGUUUUCUCCUACUGGAUCUGUGUUUGGAGCAAACUUGAAGUGGCUGAUGUCGCAGCAGCAUGGAGUUCCAGCGUUCGGGAACUGGUCGAUGGCCGGCGACACCCCCUACACGCAGAAGUUCGAGAACCUGCGGAGGAGCAAGAAGACCGGCGUCUACUCCAACCCGAACGAGACGACGAUGGCGCCGAUCCCUGAGCCUCCUCCUCCUCCUCCUCUCCGGUCGCCGCUGCAUCCAUCCUCUCAACCUGACGCCGGCCUGGGCCAGAGGCAGAGGCACCAGCAGCCACACGAGAGGAAGGUCUCUGCUGAGGCCGAUCACCCCCGGCCUGCCGGGUCGCCUCUCCACCGUGAAAUGGUGGCGCCGAGGCGCCAUGCGAAUCCACUGCUGCAACCGCAACACCAUAGUGGCCAUGGUGGCUCACCAAGAAGCCCUUACAGAGAAGCUGCUGCUGCUGCUGCUGGUGCUGCGUCUCCAAGGCACAGGUACAGGUCAGCUGGGAUGAAGACUCCUGACAGGAAGGGUUCGUCGUCGUCCGAGGGCCGUGCCCCACUGACUCCAGGAAGGAGCAGGCUGAAGCAAGGAGGCAGAGUCUCUGAACCUGCUUCAGAUGAGGCGACUGUGCCGCCAUUUGGUGAUUGGGAUGGCGCGAAUGCGGAAUCGGGAGAGAAGUACACCGGCAUUUUUAACAGGGUGAGGCGUGAUAAGCUGGCGCCGAGCUCUUUUGUCAAGCAAGAGCAACAACCUCCGUCUUCUUGCAGCAGUAGACAGGAACGUAAAGUGCAAGUGCAACAGGCCUGCUCAUGCUGCAUACUGUGAAGAGAUGAAGAGCUGAACAUUCUGCACUGAACUACCCUUCUGUGUUUCUUGUUGAUGUACAAAGGCACAUUUGAAUCAUUUGAAGAGCUUUACAUGAACAAAAUGAUCCCCUUUGCUUGAAUGUAGGUGCAUAGAAAACAUAGAAUGUCAUACAGGCAUACAGGUCUGUAACAUGUUAGUAGUAUAUCAGCCUCUACAGUUUGCCUUUCCCAUCUUGUCUUGAGAGUUGUUUUAUCAUCAUCCUGUAAAAGCCUUUCAUGAAGAAAACUGAAUACUGAUGGUGUUACCUGUAUUCUGGAUCUUCAUUCUCAUUUACCUAUGUGAUAUCCAGUGCUUUCAAAAGAAUUUCACUAGACACUAGU
Molecule: messenger RNA, 1788 nt
Organism: Oryza brachyantha (malo sina)
Lineage: Eukaryota; Viridiplantae; Streptophyta; Magnoliopsida; Poales; Poaceae
Product: RPM1-interacting protein 4-like
Exons: 4
Coding region: 656-1426 (256 amino acids)
Source: RefSeq, a predicted model, not a curated record